UCAGCAAAGCUCAUUAAAUCCAAUUUUUCUUAUCUCCUCCACAAUAAAAAUGGGCCACUUUAUUAAGUGUCAUAAACUCUCUCCCUUCCACUUGAGAACCCUUGGCCUCUCUCGAACCGUUUUCCAAGCCAAUUUUUUUUCCUCAGUUUUCUUUUCUCUUCAUCGUUUUAAAAAUUAUGGGUUCCCGAGUGAAAAACCUCAAGAGCUUCCAUUCAAAUGGUUUUAAGAACAACAGAAAACAAGGGAUCAGAGAUGUUCCAAAGGGCUGUUUAGCAAUCAAAGUGGGAUCAAGUGAAGAGGAGAAACAAAGAUUUGUUGUUCCUGUUUUCUAUUUUAACCAUCCAUUGUUCAUGCAACUCCUAAAGGAAGCAGAAGAAGAGUAUGGAUUCGAGCAGAAAGGUAACAUCACGAUCCCUUGCCACGUGGAGGUUUUCCGGCAUGUUAAAGACAAGAUCCAUAGAGAGAUAUCGGUUAAUUAUCAUGGUAAUCAUCAUGAUAAUAGCCAUAACCAUCUUGUUGGAUGUUUUAGAGCUUAAUGAUGUGAUGGUAUAAUAUGAGCAUGAAUAUAAAGAUGAUACAAGCAAGCACUAGCGGUACAAAAAGAUAUUGUCUUUGCUUUUAAUAUUUCAGCUUUUGUUCCUUUUUAAUUUUGAUUUAUUUUAGUUGUUUGAUAUUCUUGUGGAGUUGUGGAGCCAAACACGGCCUAACCCACAAGAUUAAUAGUAGAAGUGCAUGUUGUUGGUAAAAAACGUGAGAUUAUGAAUGUUAUUUGUUCGAUUUAUAGUUCUUAUAUGUUCUAUAUGUU
Molecule: messenger RNA, 805 nt
Organism: Raphanus sativus (radish)
Lineage: Eukaryota; Viridiplantae; Streptophyta; Magnoliopsida; Brassicales; Brassicaceae
Product: auxin-responsive protein SAUR32
Exons: 1
Coding region: 177-536 (119 amino acids)
Biological process (GO): response to auxin
Source: RefSeq, a predicted model, not a curated record